Hirsutella rhossiliensis is the source of this 1323-nucleotide messenger RNA. Its product is annotated as ketopantoate reductase panE/ApbA domain-containing protein. Bases 1 to 1323 code for a protein of 440 amino acids. The record is from RefSeq and is a predicted model, not a curated record. Lineage: Eukaryota; Fungi; Ascomycota; Sordariomycetes; Hypocreales; Ophiocordycipitaceae. The transcript has 2 exons. Gene Ontology annotation, cellular component: cytoplasm; mitochondrion. Gene Ontology annotation, molecular function: NADP binding; 2-dehydropantoate 2-reductase activity.
AUGCACUCCCCGACGUCGCACACGCAGCAGCCACCCGCCUGGCUCAAGAGGCACUUGGACGACGCUCAUCCGCCGCCCAAGCUAUUUGCCUGGACGCCGGCCAACCUGGAUGGCGCCGAGCACGGUACAGGAGGCCAUGGCCAUGGCCGCGAGCCCGCGGGCGGCGACGACCUCGACCGCCGCAUCUUCAUCCUCGGCAUCGGCAACAUCGGCCGCCUCUACGCCAGCCACCUCGCCCGCAACCCGCCCGCAACCCGCCCGCCCAUCACCCUCGUCGUCCACCGCAAGGAGCUCCUCUCCCAAUGGGCCGCCGGCAGCGGCAUCGAGCUCGUCACUCUCGGCGCCGCCGGUCGCCGCAGCGUCUGCGACAAGGAUGCUUUCAACGUCGAGUGGUGGACCGAGACGGCCCCGAGCCACGGCCCCGUGCGCGAGGUCGUCGACGGCCGCAAGCUGCGCAGCCUCGUCAUCGCCACAAAAGCCUCGGCCGCCGUGCCCGAGGCCGAUCGCCUGCGCCGUUACCUCGACGCCCAAAGCUCCGUCGCCUUUGCCCAGAAUGGCGUCUGCAAGCUCUGGCCGCCCCACGGCCCGGCCUACGUCGCCCAUCGCUACCCGGCCGCCGGCUCCGCGCCUAGCUUCCUCGCUUGUGUCACCUCCCACGGGCUCUACUCCCUCGGACCCUUUCGGAGCGUGCACGCCGCCGCCGCCGACGUCUCUGUCGGCCCUGUCCCCGUUCACCUCGGUCAUAAUCACGCGGCGUAUCUGAUGCGCCAGAUCGCCUCGGCGCCGCAGCUGCAAGGUAGAGCCGUCUCCUCUGCCGAGCUCUGGCUCCUGCAGCUCGAGAAGCUCGUGUACAACUCGUCCAUCAACCCUCUCACCGCCUUGCUGCGCUGCAAGAACGGCGGCCUCUUUGAAGAGCCAGGCGGCGUCGUCGCCCGCGUCAUGGAUCGCCUCCUCGACGAGACGAGCCACGUUCUUCAAGCCCUGGUCGUCCACGAGAGCGCCGCGGAGAUCCUCGCGGCCAUUACCCCGGACGAGCACCACAAUCGGCAGCAGCAGCAGCAACUCCAGGCCCGCUUUGCACAGCCUCGGCUCCGCGAGAUGCUGCACGCCUUUGGCGCAAAGGUGGCGGAAAACACCAGCUCCAUGCUCCAGGACGUGCUGGCCGGCAAGCCGACCGAGGUCCGGGACUUCAACGGCUGGCUCAUCGACGCGGCCGCCUUCCUCGACCCGGGCCUCGACAUGUCGGCGCACCAGGCCAUGGUCGACCUGGUCGAAUCCGGCAUCGUCUUGACCAAGGAAGAGCUCGGCCGGCGACUUCUUUGA